Messenger RNA from Vicia villosa (hairy vetch), 3035 nucleotides. Its product is annotated as putative receptor-like protein kinase At3g47110. Bases 21 to 3035 code for a protein of 1004 amino acids. The record is from RefSeq and is a predicted model, not a curated record. Gene Ontology annotation, biological process: protein phosphorylation. Gene Ontology annotation, molecular function: ATP binding; protein kinase activity; protein binding. Lineage: Eukaryota; Viridiplantae; Streptophyta; Magnoliopsida; Fabales; Fabaceae. The transcript is spliced from 4 exons.
UCUCUUUCUUUCCAAACCAAAUGAAGUCUGUUUCUCUCUUCUCACCUAUACUUUUAUACCUUCGUCUGCUUUUUCUGUUUAGCUUAACUUUAAUGUCCUUUGGUUCAAACAAAAUUGUGGCAGUGGCAUUAGAAAACCAAACAGAUCAUUUGGCAUUGCUUAAAUUCAAAGAAUUAAUAUCCCAUGAUCCUUAUAAAAUUCUUGAAUCUUGGAAUACUUCCAUCCACUUUUGCAAGUGGUAUGGAAUCACAUGCAGCCCCAUGCAUCAAAGAGUUACUGAGUUGAGCUUAAUUGGAUAUGAGUUACAUGGACCUUUGUCUCCCCAUCUUGGCAAUCUCACUUUUUUGAAAACUCUCAACCUAGGAAACAACAGUUUCUUUGGAGAAAUUCCACGGGAGUUGGGUCAAUUACUACAAUUGCAACAACUUCGUCUCAACAAUAACUCAUUUGCAGGUGAAAUUCCUGCAAACUUGACAUAUUGCUCCAAUCUCAAAUACUUGUAUUUGGGAAACAACAAUCUAUCUGGCAAAAUACCAAUUGAAAUUGGCUCUUUGAAAAAGCUUCAAUCAUUUAGUGUUUGGCGAAACAAUUUAACCGGAGAAAUCUCUUCAUUCAUAGGGAAUCUUUCAAGCUUAGCGCGUUUUUCAUGUGAUCAUAACAACAUACAAGGAGAUAUUCCACCAGAAAUAUGUCGCCUCAAAAACUUGUCAUUUUUACUUUUGGGAUUGAACAAAUUUUCUGGUACCAUUCCUUCUUGUCUUUACAACAUUUCAUCACUUAAUAAAAUUAGCUUAACACUGAAUAGCUUUCAUGGCUCUCUUCCACUCAACAUGUUCAACACCCUCCCCAAUCUUCAAACUUUUCAUAUUGGUGCAAAUCAAUUUUCUGGUCCAAUUCCCGAUUCCAUAAUAAAUGCUACCAGUAUUACAGUGUUUGAUAUUAGUGCAAAUGAUUUUGUAGGACAAGUUCCAAGUCUAGGAAGUUUAAGAAACUUACAUCUUCUAAAUUUGGAAAACAACAAUAUUGGCAAUUUUUCCACUGAGCUUAAGCAACUAUAUCUUGGGAGAAAUAUGAUAUCAGGACAAAUUCCUGCAGAAUUAGGAUGUCUAGUUGGCUUAAUCCUAUUGGCCGUGGAACAUAACCAAUUGGAAGGAAAUAUUCCAACUACUUUUGGGAAUUUCCAAAAGAUGCAAGUGUUAGGUUUGAAUGAAAACAAGUUGUCAGGAGAUAUACCAUCCUCUAUAGGUAAUCUUAGUCAAUUGUAUCUUUUGAAUUUAAAGCUUAAUAUGUUUGAAGGAAACAUUCCUCGAAGCAUAGGAAAUUGUCAAAAAUUACAAUUUUUAGACCUUUCACUAAAUAAGCUUAGAGGAACCAUACCAUUAGAAGUUUUUAAUCUUGUAUCUUUAGCAAACUUAUUGAUCUUAUCACAUAACUCAUUCAGUGGUAGCUUACCAAAAGAAGUGAGUAUGCUAAAAAAUAUUGAUUCGCUAGAUUUCUCUUACAAUCAUUUGUCGGGGGAGAUUCCGAUAUCUAUCGGUGAAUGCACAGUCUUAGAAUACAUUGAUUUGCAAGGGAACUCCUUCAACGGAACAAUACCAUCCUCGUUGGCUUCUCUCAAAGGUCUUCAAUAUUUAGACCUUUCAUUCAAUCAAUUGUCCAGUUCAAUUCCUGGUGAUAUACAAAAUAUUGUUGGUUUAAAACACUUGAAUGUUUCUUUUAACAUGUUGGAAGGUGAGGUACCAACAGAAGGUGUUUUUGGAAAUUCAACCCAAAUAGGAAUAAUUGGAAAUAAAAAGAUUUGUGGAGGUAUUUCACAACUGCAUCUACCAGCGUGCCCCAUCAAGGAUAGAAAACACAUAAAACACCAAAAGUUUUUGUUGAUUGCAGUGAUAGUUGGUGUUCUUUGUUUUCUUCUCAUACUGUCAAUUUUUAUAACUAGCUACUGGAUGAGGAAAAGAAACCAAAAACAAUCUUUUGAUUCACCGACAAUUGAUCAACUUGAUAAGGAUUCACACCGAGACUUAUAUCGAGGAACCAAUGGAUUCUCAAUUACAAAUUUAAUUGGAUCAGGAAGUUUUGGGUCUGUGUACAAAGGAAAUCUUGUGUCAGAAGACAAUUUUGUUGCCAUAAAGGUCCUGAAUCUCCAAAAGAAGGGAGCUCGCAAGAGUUUUAUUCUUGAAUGCAAUGCACUAAAAAAUAUUAGACAUCGAAAUUUAGUUAAGAUCAUAACAUGUUGUUCUAGUUCAGAUUAUAAAGGUCAAGAAUUUAAAGCUCUAGUUUUUGAUUACAUGAAAAACGGAAACUUAGAACAAUGGUUGCAUCCUGAGAUUUUAAAUGUAGAGAAUCAAACAACAUUGGACCUCACUCAUAGAGUAAACAUCAUUACUGAUGUUGCAUUGGCAUUGCAUUAUCUUCAUCAAGAAUGUGAACAUUUGAUCAUUCAUUGUGAUCUAAAGCCAAGUAAUGUGCUUCUUGAUGAUGACAUGGUUGCUCAUGUGAGUGAUUUUGGCAUAGCAAGACUUGUCUCAGUCAUUGACGAUACCUCUCAUAAGAAUACCAGUACAAUUGGAAUAAAAGGGACUGUUGGCUAUGCUCCUCCUGAGUAUGGGAUGGGCUCUGAAGUGUCUACCUGUGGUGAUAUGUAUAGCUUUGGAAUCUUGAUGUUGGAAAUUCUUACUGGUAGAAGACCCACAAGUGAAGUUUUUGAAGAUGGCCAAAAUCUACAUAACUUCGUCGCAAUUGCCUUUCCUGACAAUCUUAUAAACAUUUUGGACCCGAGUCUUAUAUCAAGAGAAGCAGAAGAAGAAGAAGAAGAAGAAGAAGAAGAAGAAGAAGAAGAAGAAGAAGAAGAAGAAGAAAUACAAGAUGGAAAUCGUGAGAAUUUUAUUCCAACUGUUGAGGAGUGCCUAGUUUCACUUUUUAGGAUUGGACUUAAUUGUUCAAUGGAAUCACCAAAGGAAAGGAUGAAUAUUGUGGAUGUCACCAGAGAGAUUAGCAUAAUAAGAAAAACUUUUUUCAAAGGUAUUCGAACUUAG